Molecule: messenger RNA, 2605 nt
Organism: Corticium candelabrum
Lineage: Eukaryota; Metazoa; Porifera; Homoscleromorpha; Homosclerophorida; Plakinidae
Product: solute carrier family 4 member 11-like
Exons: 18
Coding region: 80-2434 (784 amino acids)
Biological process (GO): monoatomic ion homeostasis; monoatomic anion transport; transmembrane transport
Cellular component (GO): plasma membrane; basolateral plasma membrane
Molecular function (GO): solute:inorganic anion antiporter activity
Source: RefSeq, a predicted model, not a curated record
GUCGCCAAUCGCGGGCGUUGUCAGUCGGUUGAUCGCUGAAUGAAAGUCGAAGUUUCCCGCUUAUUUUCAACUUUCUCAAAUGGAACUCUCGGAAAUCGAUCUACAUGAUGACGUACGCAACGAGGACGACGAGUGCGACAGCCCGCCUCACCUACAAAUGUCAAUCAACUUCAGAGAGAACGCAAAUGAGACGAUGACGCUGAUCUGGACGCAGACACAGUGUCUCAGACCGAAGCAUUUUGGAGAGGAAGUGCGUGCCACUAUGGACGUGUCUCACUUUCUGAAUCAAUCUGUGCCGUUUCUGAUCGAUAUGAAUGCUGAUAGUCUACCCGACAUUGUCAAUCGGUUGUUGGAGGCUGUUCUUGUUGGCUACGAACCGGAAGAAGCCGAGAGAAUUUGUCAGGAAGCGAAGAGCAGUCUGUUUGCAGAUGACGCAAUUCAACAGUUUGCAAGCAUAAUACAGGUAACUACAGUCACAGAAGGAGGCAGCGUCUCUCCAGAGCAAGGCUGGCUAUUAGCAACUGGUCAGCUGGCCUCGCUUCAGCGACGACACGUUGCAAUCGCUCGAUUGAAUCAACCGAUUAACUUGGAGCCAACGGUAUCAGAAGCUCGAUUUGUAAUCAUUGUAUUGGCUCCUCAUAAAGAGAAAGGAACAAAGAAUGCUGUUGAAACCGGACGGACGUUUGCUACUCUGUUUGCAGAUGUUGAUCUGCGUAAUGAGUUACUGAGAGCAGCAACAGCAGAUGAGUUCAAAAAAUUGAUGUUGAAGCACACCCAGAAAUUGAGGAGUAGAGGAUCGACUUGCUGUCGGACACGGAGCAGUGUGUUACAUGACGUGUCAGACUUGGUUGCAACUCGGUGGCAAUUUGGUGCAGGGAUAGUUCAGGAUGUGAAGAGACGGUGGCCGCACUACUUGUCUGACUACGUUGAUGGUAUAACAGGGCAGAACACACUGCAGAAAGUCAUCUCUUCGAUAAUCUUUCUCUACUUUGCUUGCUUACUGCCGGCAAUAGCGUUUGGCGUGCUCUACGGUGAGAUCACAAACCAACAAAUAGGAGUGAAAAAACUUGUUUUUACACAAGCAGCAGGCGGAAUUCUAUUUGCCAUAUUUGGAGGUCAACCGAUGAUUAUUCUGUUAUCAACUGCUCCACUGGCUCUUUUUACUAAAGUGAUCUUUACGAUUGCUGAAGAGAGGGAGGUUGAUGGUUUGGCUUUCUACUCUUGUAUUGGCUUGUGGAAUGCUGCUUUUCUAGUUCUUUAUUCUGUCUUCAAUCUGAGCAAAGUAAUGCAGUGGGCAACAAGACACACAGAAGAGAUAUUCGCACUCUUUAUCUCGAUCGCAUACACAGUGGACAGCAUCAUGCAACUGAACAAGAAUUUCAAGGAGUUUUAUCGUGCGCCAUCCUGCUACACCACUGGAGGUAUCUCUCUUGCUUUGAAUGCAACAAACACCACAGGUGACACGGACGUUUGUCAUCGAGAUCAUAGCCUUCUUUAUCUGGCAUUACUGCUUGGCACUGUGUCAAUCUGUUCGACACUGUAUGAGUUCAGGAAGAGUCCCUAUUUGGACACGAAGAAACGGGAGUUUCUGUCCGAUUAUGCGCUGCCUGUGGCGAUUAUUGUUAUGUCAUUUGUGGGGUCGUAUCUUGCUGGAGAUAUAAAAUUAGAGAGGUUUGUUCCGGGCAGUACCGCUUUCUUUGAAGUACCAAAUUUGGCCAGCCUUUCGGCGGAUGCCAUUUUCUUGGCUAUGGUGAUGGGCUUUGCGUUGUCUCUUCUGUUCUUUAUGGAUCAAAACAUUUCAUCUGCGAUAGUCAACUCACCAAAGAACAAUUUGCAGAAAGGAUCUUCAUAUCACUGGGAUCUUAUUGUCGUAGCUGCAAUCAAUGGACUGCUGUCUUUGUUUGGUCUCGGCUGGCUUCAUGCUGCGUUACCUCAUUCACCAUUACACGUACAUUCGCUUGCUGAUGUGGAUGAACGUGUGGAUCAAGGUCAUGUGUAUGACAUAAUUGUUCGAGUGAGAGAGACUCGUUUGACUGGUCUACUUUCCCACGUUCUGAUUGCCCUUUCACUUCUCAUGGUUCCUGUCCCACUCCACUUCAUACCGAAACCUGUCCUUUAUGGCCUCUUUGUAUGCGUCGCACUAAUGGCUCUGAACGGAAACCAACUGUUUGAAAGAAUUUUGCUGUUUGUCACAGAACAGUAUGCUUAUCCUCCUAAUCACUACAUCAGAAGAGUUCCACAACGUAAGAUACAUCUCUUCACAACGAUCCAGCUGUGUCAGCUUGCUGUCGUCUGCUUUUUUGGCUUUUUCCCCAAUCCAUAUGUCAAGAUGAUCUUUCCUGCUAUUAUCCUGCUGCUACUCCCUGCCAGAUAUUUGUUGGUUCCCAAGUUGAUCGACUCGAAGUAUUUGUCAGCUUUGGAUGGCAACCAUUAAUUAACUAACAUCUAUGCAUCAUUAUCGUGAAUUUAAUUGAAACUCUUGUAUUUAUUUAUCGUAUACUUAAUUAUUUAUUUAUUUACAUCCUUGAAAGCAAAUAUUUUCAGAAAUCUCAGACAUACUGAAAUCUACUAUUCACAAUAAUUUUCUAUGAAAUAGAGAAGGAAG